AAAUCAAUUUUCCAUUUAGUUUGAGAGAUAAAUUAUGUUUGUUUAUUAAAUAAUUCUUUUUUCAAUAAUUCAAAUAAUAUUAAAAUUUCAUCUUAAGUGAAGAGGAUCUGUGCUCUCUAGAUACAUGCUAUAUGUAUAGAAGAUGUAUGAAGUGUCUAUAUAAGUGAUUGUGGUCUCAUUCAUUUGCAACAACACAAGCUGGGGUGUUAAAUAGAAAAGAGGAGUUUGAGAAUGGCAACGAUCAGCGCGGUUCAGGUGGAGUUCCUGGAGUUUCCAGCGGUGGUUACUUCACCAGCCUCCGGCAAGACCUAUUUCCUCGGCGGCGCAGGGGAGAGAGGAUUGACGAUUGAGGGGAAGUUCAUAAAGUUCACAGGCAUAGGAGUAUACUUGGAGGAUAAGGCGGUGCCAUCACUCGCCGCUAAGUGGAAGGGUAAAACUUCAGAGGAGUUAGUUCACACCCUCCACUUCUACAGGGAUAUCAUUUCAGGGCCGUUUGAAAAGCUAAUUAGAGGGUCGAAGAUUCUGCCAUUGGCUGGCGCUGAAUACUCAAAGAAGGUGAUGGAAAACUGCGUGGCACACAUGAAGUCUGUUGGGACUUACGGUGAUGCUGAAGCCGCAGCCAUUGAAAAGUUUGCUGAAGCCUUCAAGAAUGUGAAUUUUGCACCUGGUGCCUCUGUUUUCUACAGACAAUCACCUGAUGGAAUCUUGGGGCUUAGUUUCUCUGAAGAUGCAACAAUACCAGAAAAGGAGGCUGCAGUGAUAGAGAACAAGGCUGUAUCAGCGGCGGUCUUGGAGACCAUGAUUGGUGAACAUGCUGUUUCCCCUGACUUAAAACGCAGUUUGGCUUCUCGAUUGCCUGCGGUAUUGAGCCACGGCAUUAUAGUCUGAGAAAUGAGAAGGAUCAACUUUACCUUUUUCAAAUAUUCUUGUUUUUCUCCUUUCUUUCUUGUCGCUUGUCAUGUAUUUCUACUGUUUUAUUAAAUAAUAAAAUUGAGUUCUGUUAGAGUUGGUGAAA
Messenger RNA from Glycine soja, 1015 nucleotides. RefSeq names its product chalcone--flavonone isomerase 1A. Gene Ontology annotation, molecular function: chalcone isomerase activity. NCBI's taxonomy places the organism in Eukaryota, Viridiplantae, Streptophyta, Magnoliopsida, Fabales, Fabaceae. Bases 232 to 888 code for a protein of 218 amino acids. The transcript is spliced from 4 exons. The record is from RefSeq and is a predicted model, not a curated record. Gene Ontology annotation, biological process: flavonoid biosynthetic process.